Molecule: messenger RNA, 2169 nt
Organism: Penicillium pulvis
Lineage: Eukaryota; Fungi; Ascomycota; Eurotiomycetes; Eurotiales; Aspergillaceae
Exons: 4
Coding region: 1-2169 (722 amino acids)
Biological process (GO): carbohydrate metabolic process
Source: RefSeq, a predicted model, not a curated record
AUGGCCAUGUUUCUGAGGGGUGCAACAGUGGUAGCACUCGCAGCACAUGCUGUGUCUGGUGCUGCUGUUUUCAAACCUCAAGAUGAUGCCCUUGGAGGUAAUACCUGGCACAAAUAUGUUCGUUCCCCAAGCGACUCUUUGUUGAAGCCCCAGAGUAUCUUGUCUGCCAAUACGACUGGAAACGUCACGAACCCCGAUGGCUUACUUGGUGGGAACGGCUCACCCACAAUCCUGACACGCAACGAAGGGGAUACCAGUGUUCCUACUCUGGUCGUCGAUUUUGGGCAGAAUACCGUCGGUGUUGUGUCAAUUACGUUUGCGGGGUCUUCUAAUUCAUCUGAAGGGCUUCCUGGGUUGAAGCUGGCUUUUUCUGAAACCCAGCAAUAUUUGACGAAUGUCAGCGAUUUUACCAGGUCUGAUAACAUGGCCGCAGGUCAAAAGCUCACAAACGGAACCGAUCAGAUUGCCGUCGUCAACGAAAGAUACACCUGGAAAGAUCACACUGGCUGUCAAUACAAUAAUCAAGUGUGCUCCGAUGGUGUCCACGGUUUUCGAUACAUGAAGAUCUGGCUUGAUGCCCUCGAAAGUGAUGCUCCUUAUACUCAGCCUUACGGAUCAGUGUCUAUCUCAAGCAUUGAACUAGAAUGGUCUGCUUAUCUAGGAACGCCUGAUACUUUCACUGGAUGGUUUGAGUGCUCUGAUGAGGAUCUUACUCAAUGGUGGUACGAUGGUGUGUAUACCGCCGACAUGGGUACCGACGUGUUCCUCGCCAAUGAGACAGACCCCCGGAACUCGGCCUCUCCAUCUUUGGAAGGCAAGGAGGUUCUCUUCGAUGGCGCCAAGAGAGACAGAGAUCCUUAUGUUGGGGAUCUGGCUGUUGCUGCACUCACAACGUACUUGUCGCAUGACAAUCCUGACGCAACCCGCAACAUACUGGCUGAUUUGGCGAAUCACCAGCGCUCUGAUGGAUGGAUUCCACCUGCUAGCAUCAAUAAUUAUACACUGGAUUUGUAUGAUUAUCCGAUGUGGUGGGUUGUGUGUACAGAGGAUCUCGUUAUGUAUACCGGGGAUACAGACUUUGCAGCCCAGUAUUACGACGUGAUGAAAAAGACUUUGGACAACUACUUUGGCCAGAAUCUCACAUUCGAUGGCGGUCUUCUCAACAAGACUAACGGAUAUGGAGAUUACGCAUUCCUUCCGCGCUCCGGCAUCAUAACCUACUACAACGCUCUAUACGUCCAUGCCUUGAAAUCAGCCGCACACCUCGCCGCGAUCCUGGGUAAUUCAGCAGACAGCAAAACCUGGACCUCCCGUGCAUCUGCUGUAAGUGAAAAUCUCCUAGCCAGAAACUGGGAUCCAGCUGUAGGCGCAUUUUUCGACGGAGGACCCUGUCCAAAUGCAGCGGCAGAUACCAUCUGCAAUGUGCACGCCCAGGAUGGAAAUGGAAUAGCCGUGCUAUCCGGCUCUGUGAAUUCAUCUUUAGCCAAAGACCUCUUAGACUACUACGGCAACGCUACGUCGAAGUCAUACGGCAAUGCCUUCUAUGACAACGACCUCCUAUCAACCGGUUUCUCCGAGCGAGUAUACGCAUUCAUUUCUUAUUUCGAGCUUGCAGCUCGUUUCGCAACCCCUGGUACAUCCAGCUCAGCAUUUGAAGAGAUAAAGCGCUUAUAUGGCUGGAUGUCAAUCCACGACCCGAAAAUCACUUUCUGGGAAGGUAUUGGUCCCAAUGGAUCACCAUACGAAGAAGGAUUCACAUCCAUGGCUCAUGGAUGGUCAACAGGUAUCGUGCCGCUGAUGAGCAACUACGUCCUCGGUGUUCGGCCUACCGGUCCGGGUUUUAAGACCUGGCAAAUCUGUCCGGUGAUUGAUGGUGGGGAUCUCACGUGGGCUAGGGGGCAAGUCGGUACUCCGCGGGGCCCUAUCCGGGUUUCUUGGAGGAAGAACAACAAUGGUACUUUUGGUCUUGAGAUUGAAGCUCCGGAGGGUACUGGUGGGGUUAUUUGUGUGCCUAGUACCGGAUUCAAGAGCAAUCGCGUCGUUAUGGAUGGAGAGGAGGUAAAACAGAUGGCCGAUGUGCCCGUUUUCGGUCCUAUCGCGACGGGUGGAGAGGGUUUUACUUUGGUUCAAGCAAGAGGAGGUUCCCAUACGAUCCUCGUUGGAGCUUGA